UGGACGAGUGAACAAGCAUCAUUCAUGGAAGCGCACUUCGAGAAGGUAUUUGAAGCAGAGAAGCAGGCUACACGGGAUGGGAGACCUGCAAGCGACGCCGCGCAUGGACCACGACCGUCAAAACGUGUAAAGCAUGUGGUGAGGCCGGCGGCGGCAGUUGAUGACAAGAUCUCGGCCGCCGACGACGAAGUCAGUGCCGAAUUCACGUUGAACGAGCGCGUGGUCAAGCAGAUGGUGUCGUCGUUGGAGAAAAAGCUGCACAAGAACGAGCUGAUGCGGUCCAAGUACCCCACCGACCCGUCCAAGUUUAUGGACUCUGAGAUCGCAUUACACGAGGAGAUCACACGGAUCAAGGACGUGGCGACGAUCCCGGCACUCUUCCACGUGCUCAUUCAAUCGCAGGCGAUUCCGUUGUUUGUCCAGCUGCUCACACACGAGAACAUGGAUAUUCGCAUGGACUUGAUCGCGUUGCUGGCAGACGUGACCGAUGUCGACGACGGCGGGGAGAUGGAGAUCGCCCAAACCCUAGUCCGAGGCAUCGUCGACUUGAACGGACUGCCGCUUCUCUGCGACACCCUCGUGACAUUGACCUCUGCUGCGAACCCCAUCAACGAACACGAAGACGAUCCAUCCCGCGUCGCCGCCAUCUACAACACGCUGCACAUUGUCGAAAACCUCGCCGAGCUACUUCCCGACUGCUGCAAGGCCAUGGCCACGUCCACGCCCAUGCUCAACGUCCUCCUCCGCCAAAUCCACAAAGCCGCCGACAUGACCGAAAACCGACUCUACUGCAGCGAAAUCCUGUCGAUCGUGCUACAGAGCGCCGACGACGCUACAUGCAUGGCGCUGGUGGCGUCGCCGGGCACCGAGGACCGCCUCGACCUCAUGCUGCAAGUGCUGGCCGCGUACAGAAAGAAGGAUCCGGCGUCGGUAGAAGAAGAAGAGCUCGUCGAGAAUGUCUUCAACGCAUUAUGCAGCGCGCUGCGCGUCCCAGCUGUCCAAGACCGCUUCCGAAGCCUCGAGGGCUUUGAGCUCAUGCUGCGAUGUGUAAAGGAAAACAAAUUCUGCACCACAUCCGCCCUGCGCGUGACAGAUCACGCACUUAUGAACCACACCCGCAACUGCGAACGGUUCAUUCAAAUUGGCGGUCUGAAGCAGCUAUUUCCAGCCUUUAUGGGCAAACUCAAGCGAAAGAAGCGCGAGGAAGGUACCCAAAACGAGCACAUUGUGUCCAUCUUAGCCACGUUAUGUCUGUGGCUACCCGUCGAGUCCUCGCGGGACGCCGUGCUGGACCGUCUCCAUGCCAAGUUUUUGGAAAUGCACUUUGAAAAGACGGAUCGAUUGGUCGAUUUGUUGCUGGCGUACUAUGGACGCGUGCAUGCGCUGCCGAAACCGGAAAAGAAAGGCGGCGAUGAAUAUGACCCACGCGAGUACGAAGAAGCGGUCGAAGGCUACCGGCUGCACCAGCUCGAGGUGGGCUUGUAUCCGUUGCAGCAACUCGCGUUUAUCACGUGUCACUUGGUCCAAGUGCUGCCGUCAUUGCGGACGCAUGUAUCGGACAAACUGCAUGCGUAUGGGUACACUGUGGGCACGGUGCGCCAGCUGGUGGUUGACCAGGUAGUGUCGUUAGCUGCCGAAGAUGAAGAAGAGGGCGAAGAAGAGGGAGGAGACGGUUCUAAGAGUGGACGAGACAAACAAGGGACCACGUCGGGCGGGGGUGGUCGGUCGAUCCAAUUCCAUCGAUUGACGGACCUCGUGGCAGCGUUGGCACACGUAGACCCUGAGAUCAUACCAACUGAGACGGCUGAGUAGCUGAGCUUAGUAGUACUAGUGGGAGUAUGAGGAUACUAUAGUAUGUCGCAACAGAAUUGGUUUGGGUUGGUCUAGUAGAUGCGACGACGUGUAAAUACUUACGUUUU
Aphanomyces astaci is the source of this 1919-nucleotide messenger RNA. RefSeq lists its product as hypothetical. The transcript has 3 exons. Gene Ontology annotation, cellular component: spliceosomal complex. The record is from RefSeq and is a predicted model, not a curated record. Lineage: Eukaryota; Oomycota; Saprolegniomycetes; Saprolegniales; Verrucalvaceae. Bases 25 to 1812 code for a protein of 595 amino acids.